Molecule: messenger RNA, 3710 nt
Organism: Dendrobium catenatum
Lineage: Eukaryota; Viridiplantae; Streptophyta; Magnoliopsida; Asparagales; Orchidaceae
Product: putative receptor-like protein kinase At4g00960
Exons: 7
Coding region: 1471-3492 (673 amino acids)
Biological process (GO): protein phosphorylation
Molecular function (GO): ATP binding; protein kinase activity
Source: RefSeq, a predicted model, not a curated record
GGCAAGCUAGUGCAACCAAAUUGCAGAUGCUCUUAGCCGAUGACACCUCUUAUUAUAAGUUUUACAAACUAAAAUUUUUGGGUUUGAAUUGUUAAAAGAAUUAUACUGUCAGGAUGCAGAUUUUCAACCUAUUUGAUGCAAAUUCCAAACUAGACCAUAAUUCUUUCAUAUAAAGGAAGGGUAUCGAUUUUUUUAUCAAACGCCUGUGCAUUCCUCAAUGCUCUACUCGAUUGGCCUUGAUCAUUGAAUGCCAUGAGGAAGGACUAGCUGGUCACUUCGGUAUUGAAAAAAAAAAUUAUUGGCCUGUACCUCAAAUGAGAUGUCAGAAGAUAUGUUAAAAGUUUCUUUAUUAGGCUAUAGCUUUACAUGUAGCUUGCUUGUAGUAUUCGUCCUGUAUUUUGACAUAUAGCGUUGUCUAUAUACAUAGUUAAAUAAUACAAAGAUGGGUGUCGUUCAGGGUCCUUAAAUUCUCUGUUUUGACAGUAUUUCGUGACUUAUCUAUUUUCGAGAGUAGUUUCCUGUAUCCUAAAUUGAAUUCAGGUGGUGGUCUCGUUCAGCACCCUUCCGUGAAGAGAUGGGUGCGUUGUCCUUCGCGCAUGUUUUCUUCCAGGUGAAAUCAGGCUCGGGUAAGUCGUCCCAAGGUAGCGAGCGAUUAUUCUGUGCGGACAUCGGAUGGGAGAACCAUUCAUAUUUUUGGGCCAACGUGGCGCAUUUUUAUUGGUCUCCGGAUGAAUUUGGAUCCGCACGUAAUAAUUUUUCCAAGGUAGCACAGGACGAUUGUUUCUUUGUGAAAUUGUCUCAGGUGGUUCGUCAUAGGCAGCAGGACGAUCUUUGUCUGUGAGGCCGGGAUCAAAUGUAUUGCGCCCGGCUAAACAAUCACUCCAUGCAAGUGUCUCUAAUAACCCCCGUCAAACUUUAUCGAGCUAAAACAGUUGCAAAAUAUCUAUCAAUCAAGAGAUCUCUAAGUUCAAUGUUUACGUAUAUCAUGUGUGUAUAAAUUUCUCUAAAUUGAUCUAAAUGUAAAAAAAAAAAAAACUCUAUUCAGACUGGUUAGUUGGCUUUCCAAUUGAUGUAUGCUACUCAAACGCGGAUGACAGAAAUCAACUGGUUAUGCUUAAUUGUGAUAUCAUGCUAAUUGCUUUUAGGGACUAAUAGUGAUUGCCAAAAUCUUUCGGUCCAGUCAAUGUUUCUGGCCUUUGGCAAAUUUGGGUAAAGUUUCAGUGUUUCACGCAACAAGUUUUUUCAAAAGAAAAUUUUGAAAAGACAGAAUCUAAUAAAAUCUACACGCACCGCGUUCGAUGCCGUAGCCGCGGGUCCGCGAUUCGUACUUCUUCGGCCGUGGCAUGCGUUCAACGUACUAAUCUCACUGAUUUAACAAAUUGCCCAUAUGAACAUUCAUACAGUCAAGCAUUUCAGCUUCUAUAGCUCCUCUCCACAGAGUCGAGUUCUAACCAUUCCAUUUCCGAAGCCAUGGCGCUUCCUUACUCUUUCCUCCUCUCCUUGCAAAUACUACUCUUUCUCGUCACCGGAACUCGGUCCGAGGACAUCAUUUUCACCUCCUGUGGCAAUACCAACUAUAACGCAGGAAGCGCAUACGAAUCCAACCUCCGCAGCCUCAUCACCAAACUGACAGAGUAUACCUGGAAUUCUUCUUUGUACUCCACCACCACCAUCGGAAGCUCACCAGAUGCCCAGGUAUUCGGCCUUGCCCAGUGCCGCCCUGAUGUGUCCGCGGCCACCUGUAUCGACUGCCUCAACAGCUCAGCUACAGCUGCGGUAGGAGCCAAGGGCUGCCCUCAAAGCAAAUCUGCAGCUUUCCGCGCGGAUCACUGUGUGCUCCGCUACUCUGACCAACGCUUCUUUUCCAUUCCUGAGACAUCAAAGAUUUUACCUUUGGCUAACAUAGAGAACGCCUCGAAUCCGGUGGUCUUCAAACAGACAGUGAAUGCUCUGAUGGGUAAGAUAUCACCAGAAGCUUCCACGGCUGAGUCAAGGUUUGGAGAAGGAAAUGCUAACUACUCUGAGCUUAAAGACAUCUAUGGAAUGGCUUGGUGCACCCAAGACCUAUCAAGCAGUGAUUGUCAACAAUGCCUUGACGGGAUGGCGGGGAUGCUUCCCGUUGACAAGGUUGGUGGCCAGGUUAUGACGGUGAGCUGCAUAACGAGAUUUGAAACCUAUUCAUUUUUGUCAGUACUUCCGCCGCCAUCUACAGCAGAGGUACCUCCCCGGCCUUCACCGGCUGCUGUUGAGGGUGGCAACAGUGGUAACGGUAAGGACGGCCAAAGCAAGGGGAAUAACACCAACACUACAAAAAAGAUCCUGAUCAUUGUCCUUCCAGUUUCUGUUGUCUUCACGUUGCUGUCUGUUUUCUUGAUCCUACAAUCUACAAAGAGGAGAGCUCCGAAAAGACUACGAACCAGCCAUUUUGUAGAGAAGGAGAAUAUCAGAAGUACCGAAUCUCUGUUAUUUGAUAUGGAUACAAUUAGAAAAGCCACAAAUGAUUUCUCUGAAGAAAAUAAGCUUGGAGAAGGUGGAUUUGGGCCAGUUUAUAAGGGUUUACUAGAAGAUGGACAACAUAUAGCAGUAAAACGACUAUCAAGAACUUCUACACAAGGAUUUGUCGAAAUGAAAAAUGAGGUUGCUUUGGUUGCCAAGCUUCAGCACAAGAACCUUGUGAGAUUGCUUGGUUGUUGCUUGGAGGAGAACGAAAAGAUUCUUGUCUAUGAAUAUCUUCCUAAGACGAGCCUUGACAAAUACUUAUUUGAUUCUACGGAGCGACCACAAUUCGAUUGGGGAACCAGAUACAAGAUUAUAGAAGGUAUUGGUAGGGGGCUCCUUUAUCUUCAUGAGGAUUCACGUCUCAAGAUCAUUCAUCGAGAUUUGAAAGCAAGCAACAUAUUGCUUGACAACAGCAUGAGGCCUAAAAUAUCAGAUUUUGGCCUUGCGAGGCUUUUCCACAUUGAUCAAACACAACAAAACACAAAUCGAAUUGCCGGUACAUUUGGAUACAUGGCACCAGAAUAUGCGAUGACUGGUCUCUUCUCUACUAAAUCAGAUGUGUUUAGCUAUGGGGUGCUGAUUCUAGAGAUCAUCACCGGCAGAAGGAAUGGCAUUUUCGCAGACAUAGGGCAUCAUUUAGACCUCCUAGGCUAUGUUUGGAAGUAUUGGAAUGAGGGGACGGCAACGGCAUUGCAAGUGGUUGAUCAAUGUCUUGGGCAUGAAUUUCAACCUCAAGAAGUACUCCGAUGUUUGCAAAUUGGACUACUUUGCGUGCAGGAGGAUUCAUUGCUGCGGCCGAGCAUGAAUUCAGUGAUGGUGAUGAUUAGUUCUCACUCGACCACAAUUCCAAUUCCAUCGACGCCUCCAUUCUACAUGACAGGCAGAGAUUCUGACUCGUCUGUGCAAAAAAGUGAGCAAAAUGUUUAUGAGAAAGAAAAUCUGAGAGCAGUGUCUGCAAAUUCCGUUACAAUUACUGAUUUGGAAGCUCGAUAGGGUGUUCAAUAUCCGUCGAAGUCUGUAGUGCUCCACUUCCAUGCAGGAAGAAGCAAAAGAUGAAGUUCAGGAUCUUUUUAAUAUUGUCAUUCAAUAUUAAGUUCAUCAACUCUAGUGUACUAAUGACAGCUCGUGUACUAAUGACACAAUUGUUUUUUAUGAAUUUUGGCAUUCAAUUUGCAAUAAAUAAUAAGCACGGGUUAUUUAAUAAAAAGUAA